Messenger RNA from Adelges cooleyi (spruce gall adelgid), 2189 nucleotides. Its product is annotated as protein-L-isoaspartate O-methyltransferase domain-containing protein 1-like. The transcript is spliced from 6 exons. Gene Ontology annotation, cellular component: cytoplasm. Bases 464 to 1741 code for a protein of 425 amino acids. Gene Ontology annotation, biological process: protein modification process. Gene Ontology annotation, molecular function: protein-L-isoaspartate (D-aspartate) O-methyltransferase activity. Lineage: Eukaryota; Metazoa; Arthropoda; Insecta; Hemiptera; Adelgidae. The record is from RefSeq and is a predicted model, not a curated record.
UUCAGAAUUAGAUUCAUUAAUCUUGUGGGUACCACUGACGCCAUUAUUCAUAAUUUCUAUUUCCUGUGCACCAGCAAACAGGCAACAGGAACCGUUACUAUACCGUUGUUAAUAUUGUCGAGCUAAUAUUUUUUAAAUUAAAUUUAUUUUGAUUUAUUAUUUAUUUUUACGAGGUUCAGUCGGCUUUCGAUUGUCACUGUUUCGCGUAUCGCGCAUGUCCUCAUUGCAACACUCAUCUUAGUAUUGAUCGGUCGCUUCUACAUAGGGCAUUGUUUAAUUCGCAGGCUGUUGUGUAGCUUUCGGUUUGUCCAUUUAAACAAUUUGUUGUGCCGUGUGCUCAUCAUCGUUCAACAAAUACCUACGUUACCGACUUCUACAGUAAAAUAAACCUCCAAUAUUGGUGUUCGUGACAUCAUUUAGUAGGCAAUUAUCGUGAAAAGCAGUAUCUAAGAACAAAAUCAAUAUGGGGCAAGUAGUCUCCGUAGAGGAAUUCAAUAAUAAUGAUCUGACCAAUUUAAUGAUUUUUAAAAAUCUCAUCAUUCAGCGAAGCAAUGAAAACGUUUUUAGAUGUGUCGAUAGUUACAACUACAUGGCCAAGUCAUCAUUAUCUAGUGGUAUUUUGAAUUUGGGUAUACACCAUAUGCAGUUAGAUGCACAAACUGUGAAUGCUAAAGGUUUGGAAUAUUUAUCGAUUUUACCCGGACAUAAGUUCUUGAACAUUGGUUGUAAAAUUGGUUAUUUUAAUACUGUUGUUGGCUUGUUGCUAGGUCCGAAUGGUAUCAACCAUGGUAUUGACAUGAAUCAGUCGUAUAUUGACAAAGCUCAUCAGAAACUUAAUGAAUUCAAAAUGAACUCUACUGGAAUAGAUUAUUAUGACUUCUGCGAACCAAUGUUUAUUUACGGUAAUGUUAUGAAUUUGUCGCCAGUGUGUCAAUACGAUAGAAUUUAUAGUCCAUGUUCUUUACCGUUAAUACCAUAUAUAAGUGUAAUCAUAUUUAAAUUACUUAAGAUCGGUGGGAUUUUAGUUAUGGUGUCAGAUGGUCACCAUAUAAAGAUAACAAGAGUGACUGAAAAACGAUUCAAAACUGAUAAUUUUUUAUCAAUAGAAGCUGAAACUAGAUUGAUUAAGAAAUUAAAUCCGGAAGAAAUAAAGUUUCCCACGGUGGAGCAAUUAAACUUACAAGAGUUGUGUAGAUUGAAAAUUCGUUUGUCUCUGCGUGAAUAUUUAUUGGAUUCUAACCCAGAUUUAAAAAUCCGUUCGAAGUGCCCGAUAAAUUAUAGUGCCCGAAAACAAAGUAUUGCAGAUCUGAUUCCAGAUAUGUUAAAAUUACGAGUAUGUUCCUUGUUAGAUGUUGGAUUUAGCUUAAGAAAAAAAUUUGAGGAAGAAUUUAAAGACUUUCGUAGUUUACGUAGAAGUGCACGUGAACAAUAUCGACGCUCCAAACUUAUUAGUAGCGGCUUUGACUUUACCAAAUGGAACAUAUUUACAAAGGGGUUUGUCGAUGAAACAGCAGAAGGAGAAGAAUUAAAAUAUGGUGGCGGUCCUUUUAGUAUUAAAAUAGAUGAUCCGGAUAAGGUAUACAAUGAAAUGAUGAGAAGUUAUAUCAAAGAGAACAACAAGUACAAUUUUGUACAUAAACGUCAGGAAAACGAGUUCAGUAUACUUAUGAAAAACAAAAUAAACGGUUUGCCAAUUCCCGAAAAAAUUAAACGCUUCCUCAACUGCGACCUUGAUCAAUAAUUUUUAGCACUAAUGUGCUCGUUUUACUUUCUUAAGAUACCUAAAGUUUGUGUGUGGUUUUUAUUAAUUAACAAUAGAAAUUUGCUUUCUUACUUAACCAUUCUGGUGGUCCAAGUGCUCCCUGAGUUUUUACAUUAUUAUCACAUUAACAAUACUAAUUCUGUGUGUAUAUUUUAGGCAAAAUAAAUACCUUCUAACGUUAAGUUGUAGUUGGACUAAUGUACACCCAAUCAAAUUUCUCAAUUUAACUCUAGACGUGUUUAGAUAUUCUUAUUAAAUAUUUGUAUUUUGUGUGUAAUUAAUUAUAUACUAAUUUAUAUAUUAAUUUUGUCCAUGAUUGGCCUUAGCUACUAUGUACCUGUCAAUAUUAUUAUGAAUUGUCAUAAGUUUGUUUCUGCAUUACUUCACUGGUAUUAUUGUUUUUACAAAUUAUUUUUUAAAUACUGUA